AUGGCUCAUGAACAGAAACCUAAGCAGCCUAACCUGCGAGACCCAGCGCAUAAUGGCAGUUUCAAUGCCUGGCUACUCGGAAGUAGCGUUGCGUCGUUGGCAUCAGCAAUUCAUUUGAUCCGCGAUGCAAAUGUUCCUGGCUCCUGGAUUCAUCUUAUAGAGUCCCGCAGAGCCUCUGAAGAUGGCCUCGCUAUCGUGGGUGAUCCAGAGAGCGGAUAUGACCAUCGAGCUGCAUGCAUGCCAAGUUUGAGCGAUAUCUGCAUCGAAGAAAUCUUUACCUCAGUGCCCUCGACGACAGAUUCAGGGAAGACUACCAUGGAUAAUGUGGAAAAAGCCAAAACAGGUCUAGCUCCCACAUGCCUUUUCAUCCAAUGUGGUCAUGAUCUGGAGAUGAUAGACGCCAGCAAGUUCAGCAUAACCUUGAAAGUUCGGACACAGUUGGCGGUUUUCAUGAUGAAGCCUGAGAAGAGCCUGUGUAGGGGGGAAAUUAAGCAGUUUUUCGAAAAAAGCUUCUUUGACAGCAAAUUUUGGGCUAUCUGGUCUUCCAUUGCCGUGGAGUUCCGUCGAUGCCUUCGCAGGUACUUUCGCGACUUCCGAUCUCUAAAUACCUUUGCCAUGCUCGAUCGCUGCCGAUACCGUCCAUAUGAAGAUAUCGUUGGGCGGAUGACCCGGUUCCUCCAGAAUCAAGGAGUGGAUUUUCGAUUCAGUAGCAAAGUCACUGAUAUUACCGUGGAUCCAGGCCAUGACUGUGGUGCGGUUUCGGGAUUAAAAUUCACACAAAACGGAUCCGAGAGUAUUAUCAGCGUCAGCCCUCGCGACAUAGUUAUCAUGUCGCCUGGGUCAGUCAUGUCAGGAUCCACGGGAGGCACCAAUUCAAUACCACCAUCAUUAGAAUUGCUGGACGCAGAGGACAAGCUCGAUGAGAAUUGGUCACUUUGGCUGGGAGCAAGCCCAAAUCUCGGCGAUCCAUAUAACUUUUGCACCCGCGUCAGUGAAUCCAGGUUGGAAUCUUUCACAAUCACAAUCAAAGAUAUCGAAUUUUCCAGCCUGCUCAAAUUGUUGACGCAUAGCGAGGCGGGUUCAUCGUCUUUGAUCUCACUUCGGCAUAGCAAUUGGUUCCUCAGUCUAUAUAUCCCACGUCGGUCUUCUUUUCCGCAUCGGCCCAACGAUGUACAGGUUUUGUGGGGCUACGGCUUAUUCCCUGAGCGUGAAGGGAACUUCGUCAAAAAGCCGAUGCUCCGUUGCUCUGGGAGAGAGAUCAUGAUUGAAUUGCUACAACAUCUUGACGUCUCUUUGGAACAUCCCAUUCUCAAUAAUUCAAUCACCAUCCCGCGCCUAAUGCCACGAUUAACAGCACCUUUGCUUUCUCGAACCUAUGGAGAUCGCCCAAGCAUAAUAUCGGAGAACACGGCCAAUCUUGCAGUGGUUGGGCAAUUUGUGGAGAUGCCAGACGAGUCUUGUGCAACUAUGGAUCACAGUGUGCGAAGCGCUCAGGCCGCUGUAUAUCACCUGAUGGGUCUUCAAAAGGAGAUAAGAAAAUCAGAACAAAGCUCGAUCCUUAACAUAUUGGGCUUCUAA
Molecule: messenger RNA, 1578 nt
Organism: Penicillium cinerascens
Lineage: Eukaryota; Fungi; Ascomycota; Eurotiomycetes; Eurotiales; Aspergillaceae
Product: oleate hydratase
Exons: 2
Coding region: 1-1578 (525 amino acids)
Biological process (GO): fatty acid metabolic process
Molecular function (GO): FAD binding; oleate hydratase activity
Source: RefSeq, a predicted model, not a curated record